AAAUCGGAAAGUUAAUCAAUAACGUUCUAUUUGAAUAAAUUCUACUAUUGUAUACAAACACUUUCUUGUAUUUGAGAUAAUGUAUACCUUACAUUUCUAUUGAAAUCAAAUGGGAGUCAUUAUGGGUUUUGAGAGGGCCUUAUCUGCCUACACGUAGGUAACCCUUUCCUUAUCAGCUGCUCCUACCCGAAGUGGCGGCUUAUCAGGCUACCAGUGCUUCAAAAAAAAGGACAGAAUGCCACUUGGAAAGCCAUAAAUCAUUCAGCCAUCUUGAAUAUCAGUAGAUCAAUGGAUUACAGAAGUAUGCAUAUUGGAAAUAAAUGAAGGAACUCCAAAUAUCAUGGCGUUUGGUUAUUUUUACGUCAUAUUGGCAGUUUGGGUGCUAUCUAUAACACACACAGAAGGAGUUUGUGACGUCCCAAAUUUUAUUGAAAUAAAAGAAGAUGCAACGGGAAACAUAUUAAAUAAUUCAAUAACAACUGCUGUACCGUUUACUUGGGACAUUACCGAAGUGUCAGGUCGUCCUAUAGGAAGCCUAAGCUUUGAAAACCAACAAAAAAUUAAGGAAUACUUUUCAUCGGGCAGGAAUAAUGAUUCAGUAUGGAUUAACGUUGUUAAGGCGAUUGAUAAAGAAAGUCUCCUUCUCGUGAUUGAGAUGAUUGUGGGUAACAUCCAAUUACGAGUAACGUGUGCCAAUAUUAUGACAGAUAUGACAGUUGUAAUUGCGUCAGUAAAUGAAUUUCCACCAGAGUUUGGAUCAAAUGUUUACUACAUCAAUGUCUCAGAGAGCAUCCUCCCAAGAACAACAGUAUAUACUAUCAAUGACGUCACUGACCGGGAUGUAGAUGAACCCAGUGAUCGAAGAUAUACAGUUUCUAGAGAUCUUCCAGAGUUUGAUGGAACCCCGUAUUUCGGAAUGAAAACAGGCAGUAGCCCAAAUAUUGUCCUUCUACAAUCUAUUGACUUUGAUGCAAUUGUUAGUGCCGGGAAGGUCCCGUCAUAUCUUAUCCAAGUGACUGUUGCGGACAAUGGUGGAAAGACAGGCAGUGCCCGUUUUAACUUUACAAUCAUCAAUGAAGAUGACCAGCCUCCUGCUUUCUUCCCGAGCUGUGGUAUCAGCUGUACGCCAAGUUAUACUGCCAUUGUCUCUUUCGGACAUAGUGGACCACUGACCAAUGUAACACCUGCAGCAGUACAGGCAGCUGACCUGGAUAGGCAGCAUGCCGUGAGAUAUAGUCUUCUUCAAGACUCCGAGGGGUAUCACAGAGGCUUCAGAAUAGACGCAAACACUGGUGUCUUGACUGCAGUCUCGGCUGUUACACGGACAUCCGUUUUACAGAUCAAAGCAACAGAAAAUUCUGCCUUGCAAAGGUCAGCAUUAACAACGAUGCUUGUCAAGAUAUCAACUAAUACGACGGGGGUAGAGCCACCGAGAGUAGGACAAUCGGUCUCAAAGGAAGAAGAUGAUAAUAUGAUGAUAAUAGUCAUCGUCGUCGCAAUCAUCUCUCUCAUUGUCAUCGUUGCUCUGAUUAUAGCACUCGUUGUAUAUUGCAAAAGACAGAGAAAAAAGACAGUGAAACCCGGAGAUGUCUGCUCUACUCCUUCGGGUUCUCAGGACGCCCUAAAUGCCGAUAAAGAACUAAGCAGCAGUAAACAAGAACUCUUACAGUCGUACGGCAUGUUUAUGACGUCACAGGAUGGGAAGAAUAAUCAACUUCCGCCUAUCAGUAAGGUAGACAUGAUGAUAGGAACCGAUGAAUUCAAGAAAAGGUCAAGAAGACGAAAGAAGAAAGAAUUGGAGGUGUUUGAUGGGACGAGGGAAUAUGAUAUGGAGGCAGACGUCAACUUCUUCAAGCAAGGAUCGAAGUCUAAAAUCAAACGAUCGACACGUAGUAUCAAAGAACAAAAACUGGAUCCGAAAUAUUGGAUUACAGUACAAAAUGGCUACUUGGAAUAGGGAUUUUUUUUUCCUGUAUUUUUAUUUGGUAGAUAUUAGAUAUAAGUGCCAUAAGUUGACUGUGAUAAACUGUGUGACUAUAGUUUUGAUUUUGUGUGAAAAAGAGCUUAAUUGUACACAUUAUAUAUUUAUGUUUAUACAGUGACAGUUUUUUUUAACUUAUUCCAGUAAAAAAGCUAUAAGUAACUUCUAAAUGUCGUCCAUCAAAUAAUGUAUUAUAUGUACGUCUUCUCUAACUCGAUAAAUUUUGUAGAAGAAAUCCAUCAAAAAGUUAAUGAAAGAGGUUUUCUUAUAAUUAUCUUUUUGAUGGAAGUUUUUUUUUCCUUGUUAAUAGCAAUGCACACUCUAAAACAAUGAAAUAUGGAGAUAACAAACAGUGAAUGUGGUUAUAUCAAAGAGGUAAUU
Messenger RNA from Saccostrea cuccullata (small rock oyster), 2362 nucleotides. RefSeq lists its product as uncharacterized. Gene Ontology annotation, molecular function: calcium ion binding. The record is from RefSeq and is a predicted model, not a curated record. The transcript is spliced from 13 exons. Gene Ontology annotation, biological process: homophilic cell-cell adhesion. Gene Ontology annotation, cellular component: plasma membrane. NCBI's taxonomy places the organism in Eukaryota, Metazoa, Mollusca, Bivalvia, Ostreida, Ostreidae. The coding region runs from base 341 to 1957 and encodes 538 amino acids.